Messenger RNA from Anopheles coustani, 399 nucleotides. It is a transcript of the gene Polr3I, whose product is annotated as DNA-directed RNA polymerase III subunit RPC9. Bases 1 to 399 code for a protein of 132 amino acids. Gene Ontology annotation, biological process: transcription initiation at RNA polymerase III promoter. The record is from RefSeq and is a predicted model, not a curated record. Gene Ontology annotation, molecular function: nucleotide binding. Gene Ontology annotation, cellular component: RNA polymerase III complex. The transcript has a single exon. NCBI's taxonomy places the organism in Eukaryota, Metazoa, Arthropoda, Insecta, Diptera, Culicidae.
AUGGAGAUUGUUAAUCCAAAUGCGGCCAUUCUCACCAACUUCGAGGUAAUGACGGCGCUGAAGAACAUGAAGAACAACAAAAAAAAGUUUGGCCUGCGCAAUCUAGCAACUAUCACGUACGAAACGGUCCAAUAUCUGGAGGACACACCGUGCAAAGAGCAGUCGGCGGCCGGAAUCGUACAGUUCUUGCAGGCGAUGAAGGAGUUCAAUCUGACGAAGAACGAGUGUCUAAUGAUGGUAAACGAUCCACCGCUGUCCCCGCUGCACAUCCAGCUCAUGAUCGAGGACUCGGACGAGCGGCUGACGGAGGAGCAGGUGGCCAAGAUUCUUGAGCUAGCGGCCAAACUACGAACAACGGACGCGACGACCACCGCGGAAGAGGCGACCGUAGACAGUUAA